AUGGCGACGGUCAUUGUCCAGCUGCCUGGCGGAAGAGGCGCUCCGAUGUCACCGAUUAGACCUGUCGAGCAGGCCGCCACCGACGCUGGCGAGUCCGUCGACGCGCUUCUCGAGGCGUUCUUUGCCUCUCACCAGCCCUCAGCUUGGCCGAGCGACUCGCAUCUGGGCUCUCCGGCUCAGUCAGGGUGGUACUCCUCGCAUCCCGGCUACAUAUCGAUUGGUGAAUUGCCUGGUCCUCGUCAUCUGAUUCCACCGACCUACCCUGCAUCUCUUCACAUCCAUCCUCCGGAGCCAGCACUGCACCAACCCUCUCCUUCGCAUCAUUACGCGACAGAUCGAUCGCAGCAAGUUCUUCCCGUACCUCCAUCCGACAUAGGGCGUUCAUCUGCUCAAGUCUCCCCUCCGCCUCUACCGGUCACUCCCGAGAUCGAGAACCCGAUGACCUUGGGUGGAAACUUGGCUAACAACUUGGCUGGAAGCUUCUUUGCCGCAAAUCCGCGAAUGCAGAGCGGAAAUGCGAUCCGCACGGUUGUUCAGCCGCAAUUUGUGCUCGACCUGCUCAUCACCGAGCUGUUCGCCGGCGCCAAAGGAACGUGGGCGCACCUGCCCGUCCUGCUGAAGCCAGAGUACAUGACCAACCCUGACCUGAUCAGUAUGGAGGCCCUGGGCUAUCGAAUUCAGGCCAAGGAGCUUCGACUGCAGGAUGCGCAGCGCGAGAGGAAGCUUCUCUUCACCUUUUCUGUGAAGCCGGAUUUUGUUGCACCACCGCAUCCUCUGCCCCACACGCCUGGCCUUGGUGCCGAGCAGUCGUACGUCGGUGUGUGGGAGCUGCUGCCGACCACGGACGCUCGUUCAUCCAAACUAUUCUUGCGCGGGUACUUUGACUACACGGCGCAGGAAUUCAAUGACCUCGACGAGCAUCCUCAGUCGACGGGACUGCAAUAUUGGCUUUCAGUGAAGCAGGCCACAUCGCAGCAUUCCAGCCAGCCUGUUCUGAAGGUCAACCUCGAGAGACUGGACGUGCUUUCGUCUCAGGCGCUGCUUCCGAUUCAACCCCAAGAUGCCCAUACUCCAGUCGUUGAUUUUGGUGCACGCCUGAACCUUGGCAGAUCCUUCGACGGUCGACCAACGUCUCUGUACCAGGAGAUUCCGGAGACUGCCUCCAUCAUUAACGACUUGAAGCUUAUUGCCCGCUUGGAUGCUCGAGCGUUUGGUCAGGUCCAGAUGACCGAUGUUCAGAGAAGGCAGGUCACCGCGGUCAUUUCGUACAAGUUCCGCCUGCCGGUGCCCGUCAAGGUUCUUCGCCAGAGGGGUGACGAGUUCACGAUGUUCAUCUUCCACCCGGAACUCAAUUGGGUCACCAACCAUGUCGCCGACGUAGUCUCGAUGUGGAAGAUCACAGCGGGCCAAGGGAGGAUGCGUGACCUGUUCAACACUGGGUUCUAUCACCUCACUCCCGAGAUGUGGGAUCAGCUCACCGAGGAGGCAGUUCCCGGCCUGCACGACGCAAAAUUCCGGUGGAGUAUCGCGAGCAAGGACACCAACAAAAGGUCGCGAAUCAGGUAUACGAUCCCGCCGAACGUCUAG
Messenger RNA from Moesziomyces aphidis, 1587 nucleotides. NCBI's taxonomy places the organism in Eukaryota, Fungi, Basidiomycota, Ustilaginomycetes, Ustilaginales, Ustilaginaceae. The record is from the annotation of a GenBank genome assembly.